Molecule: messenger RNA, 11454 nt
Organism: Paralichthys olivaceus (Japanese flounder)
Lineage: Eukaryota; Metazoa; Chordata; Actinopteri; Pleuronectiformes; Paralichthyidae
Product: laminin subunit alpha-3-like
Biological process (GO): cell adhesion; tissue development; regulation of cell adhesion
Molecular function (GO): signaling receptor binding
Source: RefSeq, a predicted model, not a curated record
AUGGCGAGCAGCAUGAGAGGAGCUCACCUUCUCCUCGCCGCAGUCUUUACUUGGACGGUGGCGCUUUUCGGGGACGCGAAUGGUCAAGAGUCUGUUAACGCAGUGACAGGUUUUAGUUUGAGUCCUCCGUAUUUCAACCUCGCUCAGAGCUCACGGAUCUCUGCCACAGCAACCUGCGGCGAGGAUGAGGCUGGGAGACCGAGACAUGAUUUAUACUGUAAGCUCGUCGGAGGACCAAACUUUGGACUUCCUACUCAAAAUAUACAGGGUCAGUUCUGUGAUUCCUGCAACUCCAUUGAUCCAAACAAAGCCCACCCGGUGACCAACGCCAUCGACGGGACAGAGCGGUGGUGGCAGAGCCCUCCUCUCUCCAGGGGGCUGGGGUACAAUGAGGUGAACGUUACCCUGGACCUUGGGCAGCUCUUCCAUGUGGCGUACAUCCUCAUCAAGUUUGCUAAUUCACCUCGUCCUGACCUGUGGGUGCUAGAGCGCUCAGUGGACUAUGGGAGAACCUUCACCCCCUGGCAGUAUUUUGCACAUUCCAAACGUGAGUGUAUUGAAAAGUUCCGAAAGCAGCCCAAUGCUCGUGUAUUAAAUGAUGACGACCAGCUGUGCACCACAGAGUACUCACGGACCGUGCCUUUGGAGAACGGAGAGAUUGUGGUGUCUCUGGUCAAUGGUCGACCCGGGUCCAAAAACUUCACCUACUCACCAGUGCUGCGAGAUUUCACGAAGGCCACCAACAUCCGCCUACACUUCCUCCGCACCAGCACCCUGCUGGGCCACCUCAUCUCCAAGGCCCAGAGAGACCCCACUGUAACACGCAGGUACUACUAUAGCGUCAAAGACAUCAGCAUCGGUGGACGCUGCGUUUGUCAUGGCCACGCACAGGUGUGUGGCGGGGAGCGUAACCCUGACAACCCAAACAGACUCCAGUGUGAGUGCCAACACAACACCUGCGGCGAUUCAUGUGACCGCUGCUGCCCAGGUUUUAACCAGAAACCAUGGCGUGCCGCAACUGUCAGUAGCCCGAAUGAAUGUCAGCCCUGCCAGUGUUUCUCCCAUGCAUUUGACUGUUAUUAUGACCCAGAGGUGGAAAAGAGGGGAGCAAGUUUAGACACCUUCGGCAGGUACGACGGAGGAGGAGUGUGUAUCCACUGCCAGCACAACACUGCUGGAGUGAAUUGUGAGCAAUGCAUUGAAGGCUUCUACAGACCUUAUGCAGUACCUCCUGAGUCUCCCAGUGGAUGCAUACCCUGUAGGUGUGAUGAAAGGACAACAGCCGGCUGUGAAAUGGGGUCUGGAAGGUGUAUCUGCCAGCCACAGUUUGCUGGAGAAAACUGUGAUCGCUGUGCUGAUGGACACUAUUACUACCCACAGUGCAUUCGAUAUCCCAUAUACCCAGUGACCACCAAAUCCCCUGCUGGUCCUAUUGUGGUUUGUCCUCUGGGUUAUUUCGGCCCACCCCCCUGUCAGCAGUGUAUAUGUGACUACAGAGGGACUGUGCAUACAGUGUGCAACGCUUCGGGGCGCUGCCUAUGCCGUGAGGGUGUGGAGGGGGAGCGAUGCGACCGCUGUCAACCUGGAUACCACGUUUUCCCCAACUGCCAGGCGUGUCUCUGUGAUGGGGCCGGCGUGGCAGACAGUGUUUGCAGUCCCGGGGGUCAGUGUGUUUGUCUGCUUAAUUACGGGGGGCAGGAGUGUGACGAGUGUGCACCAGGCUACUACGGAUACCCGGACUGUGCUGCCUGCCGAUGUUCACCCGAAGGUUCCCAUGGCAACACAUGCAACCCAGUGUCGGGUCAGUGUCUGUGUUUGUCAGGGGUGGUGGGGCAGCAGUGUGACCGCUGUGCGUCUGGACUCAGGUUCCCUCAAUGUGCAGCCCCCAUUAGCCAUUGCAAUGUUGCAGGGACCGAGGUCGCCAAUCCUCAAACGGGCUCCUGCCUGUGCCUACCAAACGUAAAAGGAACCCUGUGCGACAAGUGUAAACCCCUCUAUUGGAAUCUGGCUACCGUCAACCCUCGUGGCUGCAUAGAGUGUCGGUGUGAUUUGAAAGGGACGCUGAGUGGUGUUGGAGAGUGUGAACAGAAAAGUGGACAGUGUCGCUGUAAGCCUUACUCGUGUGGACAUUCUUGUGACACCUGUAAGGACGGAUACUUCAUGCAGCAGAAAAAGAAUUAUUUUGGAUGUCAGGGUUGUGAGUGUGAUGUAGGAGGGGCCAUUGGGAUGGUGUGCGAUGAGACAUCAGGAAAGUGUCAAUGUCGGAAGAACAUAGUUGGCCCGAAAUGCGCCGAGCCAGCACCGAGCUACUACUUCCCUACUUUGCACCAGCUGAAGUUUGAAGUUGAGGAUGGCACCUCUUCAAAUGCCAGACCGGUACGCUUCGGUUAUAAUCCACAAGAGUUCCCAGAUUUCAGCUGGCGAGGUUAUGCUAUAAUGUCCCCUGCACAGAGUGACGUCAGAGUAACAGUUCAUGUUGACCCAAGAGAAGGGAGUCAACACUUGUUCCGUGUGGUUCUGCGAUUCAUUAACCCGAGCAGCACCAGUGUGACUGGUAGUGUCAGGGCUACCAAUAACAGAGGCACUGCAGCAAGGUCAGACCAGAGUAAGGAAGUCAUAUUCCCAGAGAGUCGCUCGCCAUCCUUCCUCACCGUCCCAGGAGAGGGCUUUGCCGAGCCCUUUGCUUUGACUCCUGGGAAAUGGAUCAUUCAUAUAAAGGCCGAGGGGAUACUGCUGGAUUAUUUAGUGCUGCUGCCCAGGGAUUAUUAUGAAGCACCUCUGCUGCAGGAGACGAUCACCGAGCCCUGCACUUACCUGCCCACCGCAAACAGGAACACAAACUGUCUAUUGUAUAAGCAUGUGGCCAUGGACGGCUUUAGCUCCGCACUGGGCUCACAGGGAAGACUCUCCAGCCGCAGUGGGCGCAGGAGGCGGCAGGCUCGUGUGCGACGUCCCACCCCAGAUCACCCUGAGAUGGCUCAUCUCAAUGGCAGACAGUCUCAGCUUCAGCUCAGUUUGCGCGUGCCUCGCUCUGGCCCAUACGCUCUGGUGCUGGAGUACGCCAGUGAGGUGGAUGCUGUCCAGAAUGUCAACAUACUCAUCGAUGGUCAGCUAGAAGGCCAGAUCCCGGCCAGGGCUAAUAUUUACAAUUGUGCCUACAGCUUUUUGUGCCGGAGUGUGGCAGUGGACAGCAGUAAUCAGGUGGCAGCGUUGCAGCUCUCUCAUAAGACAGAACUUCUCCUGCAAACUUCCACAACCUCAUUCCUGCUGUACAAAGUGUAUGCAGUGCCUGUGGAAGAGUUCUCCAUUGAUUAUGUCGACCCCAAGGUGCUUUGUGUCUCCACUCAUGGCCGCUUCAGUGAAGACAGUCGGCACUGUGUUCUGAGGCAGUUUGACAAGCCAACGUCAGCCUGGAUUUUCUCCGCUGCCCGUGACGGACUGCUGUCAGUCGUUGCACCCCAGCAAGAAGACGACGAGGACUUGAGAAGGAGACGACAGACGGCGGUUUUCCCUGUCCAGGAACCGCAAGGUGUUGGGGUGCUGCUCAAAUUCCCUCAGACGGAGAUCAGUUUCUCUCCCAGGGUGCCCCUCCCGGGCAGGUAUGUGGUUGUGGUACAUUAUCGCCAGCCUGAACAUACCUCCUUCCCUGUGGAGGUCCGGGUGGAUGCAGGGCGUGACUGGAGGGGUUCAAUAAACGCAUCCUUCUGCCCUGCGGUGUCUGGCUGCAGGGAGGUUGUCAUCGCUGACGGACGCAUUACCCUCGACUUGGACCAAAAUGUUUGGCGGCCACCCACCAUUUCUGUCAUCGUGCCACCUAGGAAGACCCUUACUCUGGAUUAUAUCUUGCUGGUUCCUGACAACAGUUACAGCCCAGAUCUGCUGAAAGAGAAGCCGCAGGAUAACUCUGCAGAUUUCGUACAGCAAUGUCGAGGAAAAGGGUUUUAUAUUGACCCGAGAACCUCCUCCAAAUUCUGCAGUGACUCAGCCCGCUCACUCGUCGCUGCCUAUAACGACGGAGCUCUGGCCUGCGACUGCGAGAUGUCUGGCUCGACAGGAGCUGCCUGUGAUCCAGUUGGAGGACAGUGUCCCUGCAGGCAGCACAUCAUUGGUCGACGGUGCACAAAAUGUGCCACCGGAUACUAUGGCUUCCCCUACUGCAGACCCUGUGAGUGUGGUCGAUCCCGCCUGUGUGACGAGGUGACGGGACGCUGCAUCUGCCCUCCUCAGACGGUUAAACCGAGCUGCGAAGUGUGUCAGAGUCAGACUUUCAACUAUCACCCUCUGCUGGGCUGCGAGGGCUGCGAGUGUUCCCCAAAUGGCAUCAAGGCCAACGCAGGACCGGAGUGUGAACGCACCACGGGACAGUGCAGUUGCAAGCCUCGGAUUGCAGGCCGGAAGUGUGACCGCUGCGCUACAGGUUACUAUCGCUUCCCCGACUGUGUGCCUUGUAACUGUAAUCAAGGUGCCGUCACCCCUGACGUGUGCCACCCAGACACAGGGAGGUGCCUCUGCAGGAGGAAUGUAGCCGGUGUCAGGUGCGAUACCUGUCGGGAAGGUUCCUUCUAUUUUGACCUCUCCAACCCUCACGGCUGCAGCAGCUGCUUCUGCUUCGGAGCCACUGACCAGUGUCAGAGCUCCAGCAAACGCAGGGGGAAGUUUGUGGAGAUGCGGGGCUGGCGUUUGGAAAGACCCGACCAGGGGGAGGUUCCCUCCGUCCUGAACACAGCCAGCAACACGGUGGUGGCAGAUAUCCAGGAGCUUCCUCCUACAGUGCAGACUCUACUCUGGGUGGCACCACAGUCCUACCUGGGAGACAGAGUUACAUCUUAUGGCGGUUUCCUCACCUACCAGUCCAAAUCCUUCGGGAUCCCCAGUGAGGGGAUGAUUCUGAUGGACAGACGACCUGAUGUCGUGCUGACUGGUCAGGACAUGACCCUGAUCCACAUGGCUCCUCAGGCCCCACUUCCAGACAGGCUGUAUCAGGGCAGGGUCCAUCUUGUGGAGGGAAACUGGCGUCAUGCUAUCACCAACAGGCCCGUGUCCAGAGAGGACCUCAUGAUGGUCCUAGCUGGUCUGGCAGGCCUGAGGAUCCGAGCCUUGUACUUCACCCAGAGCCAGCGUCUAAGCCUGGGGGAGGUGGGCUUUGAGGAGGCGACCAACACAGGGACAGGGAGUCCUGGAAACACUGUUGAGCAUUGCUCCUGUCCACCUCAGUAUACCGGAGAUUCCUGUGAGAAAUGUGCUCCUGGUUUCUACAGAGACGGCAGUGGGUCUUACCUGGGCCGCUGUGUGCCCUGUAAGUGCAACGGUCUGGCUGAAGAGUGUGAGGAGCGAACAGGGAAGUGCCUGAAGUGUCAGUACAACACAGCCGGGGACCAAUGUGAACGCUGCAAAGAAGGUUACUAUGGAAACGCGGUUCAGAGGACAUGCAGAGUGUGCCCGUGCCCGUUCAGCGUGGCCACAAACAGUUUUGCUGUAGGGUGCAAAGAGGUUUUUGGAGACAUCAUGUGUAUCUGCAGAUCAGGCUACACAGGAGACAAGUGUGAGAGAUGUGCUCCUGGUUACUAUGGUGAACCACUGACACCAGGAGGAAGUUGUAAACCCUGUAACUGCCAAGGCAACGGAAACAACUGUGAUCCUCAGACUGGAGUUUGCAAGAACACACUGGAGCCUGGAGACACAAACACAGAUGAGCACUGCCAAGAGUGUGACAGUUGUGCCCAGACAUUACUACAAGACCUGGAGAAGCUGGACGACGAGCUGGGACGUAUCAAAGGUCAGCUGGACAACGCCAGUGCCAGCGCCUCCUCUCAGGACCAGCUGAAGAACCUGGAGAAGGCUGUGUCCGACACCAAGAUUCUUGUCAACAAAUUCAACUCUGCCAUCAGCACCCAAAAGUCCAGGAUCAACCAGCUGGAGGAGGACACAAGCUCUCUGGUAGAUGACGUCACAGGCCUCAAAGGAAAGGCAGAUAAAAGGUUUGCUGAUGCUGACAAGGCAGUGGCAGACGUUGAGAAAACCCACAAGAGGGCCAAGGAACUGGACACAGAGAUUAAAAGCAUGCUCAAGAAAAUCCAAGCUCUGCUCGAUCAGCUGAAGGAGUCGGGCACCAGCGGCGAUAAAGUGCCCAAUGAAAGCCUGGGUAAAAUGCUGAAAGAUGCGCAGAGCAUGGUUAAGCAGAUGGAGAACAGGAACUUCACCCCUGAGAAGACGGCUGCCGAGAAAGAGCUGGAUGAGGCCAAGAAAUUGCUUGACCACAUCAAGACCAAUGUAAGUAAGCAGUGUGAUAAGAACGAGGCUGCGGCAGAGAAAAUCCGCGGCCUGCUGGAGGAUUACAAUGCGAAGCUGAAGGACCUGGACAGGGCUCUGAAGGAGGCGACGGACUUGGUGAAAAAAGCUAGUGCUGAGAAUGGACUCAGUGCUCAGGCAAUGGAGGAGCUGCAGAAACGUGUUGAAAACCUAAAAAAGGAGCGGAAGACUGUUGAGGACCAAAUGGCCAUGGCAGAGGAUGAGCUCCAGAAAACGGAGGAUUUGGUGAAGGAGCUCACUGACAGUAAAACGGAGUACGAACAGCUGGCUGCACAGCUGGACGGUGCCAAGACCGAUCUGACCAAGAGGGUGAAUGAUAUUUCCAAAGCAGCAGCCAAGGAGGACAUCGUGGUGGCUGCGGAGGACCACGCCAAGUACCUCAACAAGCUGGCAAACGACCUUGUUGAUUCUGUGAAGAACGCAAGUGGACAAACUGAGGUACAGGAUGCCAAAAAAGCCAUUGGCGCCUACAAGAAGAUAACAGAUGCCAUUAACGCUGCUGAGGCGGCAGCUGAAGAAGCCAAAGAUGCAGCGAACAAAGCCUUGAAUAGCGUGAAGAACCAGAAACUCACUGAAAAAGCAAAAGGCCUGAAAAAGACUGGUGAAGACCUGGUGCAGGAUGCUCGUGAGGCAAAGGAAAACCUUCAGGGAGCAACCGACGACCUCACUGACCUGAAGGAGCGCCUGAAAAAUGCUGACAAGAAGAAGAAAACUCUCGAGACAGAACUGCUGGAUGCACAAAACCAAUUAGAUGACAUCAAGAGAGAUGACAUCGGUGGUAUGAUUGAAGAAGCCAAGAAGAAGGCAGCUUCAGCGAACGACACGGCGAGAAACACUAUGGACAAACUGAACGCCAUCAAAAAGGAAAUUGAAAAGAUCAAUGUCACUCCUGUGGAUUCCAACCUCAACAAUGUGUUGGAAAAUGUGGACAAAUCUGUGAAGGACUUAUUGAACACCAUCCCAUAUCUGACCAGUAAUAUCUCAGAGGUUGAGAAGCUGACGUCAGACCUCUCAACCAUUGGCAACAUAUCUGAUAACAUCAAGAAAAUCAAAGAUCUCAUCGAACAGGCGCGGGACGCAGCCAACAAGAUUUCGAUCCCUAUGAAGUUCUCAGGCAAUGGCCACGUGGAGCUGCGUCCACCCAGCAAUCUGGAGGAUCUGAAGGCCUACACAUCGCUGUCUCUGAUGCUGCAGAGGCCUGAAGGCAGAGGAGACGGAUCCCGCAGGCGUAGGCGCAGACAGACCAGAGAAAAAGAUGACAUGUUUGUGUUGUAUCUCGGCAAUAGAGAUUCUUCGAAGAACUACAUAGGUAUGUUUCUGAAGGACAACAUACUGCACGGUGUCUACAAGCUCAACGACAUCGAGUACCAGAUUAAGUCCGGCUACAUCACCAAGUCUGCACCCGAGCCGGCCACGUUUGAUAAAGUGGAACUAAACAGGAUUUACCAAGAUGCACAGAUCGUCCUCACCAAAGCCAUCACGGCUACUCCCAGUGAUCCGAUACUCACCGGCAGGCAAGGAGAGGCGAGCAAGAACCUGCUGGACCUCAGCCCGAGUGACAUUGUUUUCUAUGUUGGAGGCUACCCUGCCAACUUCACUCCACCAGCUUCUCUGAAAUUACCCAAAUACUCGGGCUGCAUCGAGUUCCUCUCCUCCAACGACAAAGUCAUCAGUCUCUACAAUUUCCAAAACAUUGACAAAAGUGAGGAGACUCCGUGCAAGAGGUAUAAACAACCGAAGAAAUCCAACUUCUUCGAAGGCACUGGAUAUGGCAAAGUGGCCAUAAGUAAGACAGCAACAGUCCUCAUCAUCGGUAUGUCCCUCUUCUCGCGGUCAGAAAACGGUCUCCUGUUAUAUAUAGGAAGCGAGGAAGAAUACGUCACCAUAACAAUUGAGAAAGGCGUCAUUUUUAUAAAUAGCAAUUCAAUUCAAGAACCAGCAACAAACAAUGGGAAAUUAUUCCCGCACAACGAUUGGGUGGAUAUCCUCAUCGUUAUCAAAAAAGAUGGGUUGCUAAUCCGUGCCCAAAAUAAAGAAGUAGCUAAGGCCAACGCUGUCUUCACCAUCAGCAAAUUUAAAGAAUUCUAUAUCGGUGGUGUGCCACAAGACCUGAGGGAAAAACACAACAUCACCAUGCAACCUUUUAAAGGAUGCCUGUCUAAUCUGAAGCUAAAUAAAGACUUUAAACGUAUUGAUGAGGAAGUGGGCAUCAGCAGUGGUUGCCCCAAGGAUUCCCUGAUUUCUCGUAAGGCAGAGUUCAGCAUGGGGAGCUCCCUGUCCUCUGACCUCACAGGCUUUAGCCUGGCCAACGAUGUCACUGUGUCCCUGGGAUUCAAGAGCACAGAGAAUCAGGGUCUCAUUCUACAGGACAAACAGCUGCCUAAUGGGAUUAAUCUCGCACUGGACAAUGGGUACAUUGUUUACAGUUUCAGCAACAACAUGUGGAAAUCAAACAAACAGUACCAUGAUGGCCAGUGGCAUUACCUGACUGCGAAGAGAAGUGGUGAAAGGAUCGAACUUGUUAUUGACGAUGCCGAUAAGGGUCAGAUGCAGAGCGGCAGCACUUCCAUUCCUGACACAGCGGGCUCCCUAAUCCUGGGAAAUAAACAGUUCAAAGGCUGCAUUUCCAACCUCUACACAAGACGCCCAGAUAAUCUGUACAAGGCUGAGGACUUGAGCACCUUCAAGGCUUCUGGAGAGGUCCUGGUUGAUGUUUGUAACUCUGACACACCCGCUCAAAUGAUGCUGAACCGCAUUUCUAAGAAGGAUGGUGCAAUGCAGCCCAUAAACGACAGCGAAUCAGCGUGUGCACUGCCAGCCCUGGUUCAACAUGCUUAUCGUAUGGGAGGCCCUGUCAGCAGCCUGAGCUACAGUCUUCCACUGCAGGUGCUGCUGCCCAGACCUCACUUCUCUCUAGAUGUCAGGACAAGAUCUCCUGAGGGUCUGCUUUUCUUUGCUGCUACCAGAGGAGGGCGCUCUCAUCUUGCUUUAUACAUGUCCAAGGGCAGGAUCAGACUGUCUGCAGGCAAAGAGAAGGAGAUCUUCAACAGGGAGAAGUACAAUGAUGGAAAGUGGCACUCGGUCAUAUUCAGUUUGGAGAAGAAGAAAUUCAGAUUGGUUGUGGAUGGGAUCAGAGCUCAGGAUGGUCAGCUGACAAACAAUGAGCUGACGUCCAUACAACAAUUUGUGUCUCCUGUGUACCUGGGCAGUGUCCCUGAGUCCCUUCACAAACAUCUAAAGUCGAAGGCCCUUCCAAAACAGAGUGUGUCUGGCUGCAUCCGUAGUUUUAAAAUGAACGAAGCGCUGAUGUCCAGUCCAGCCACAAACCUCGGUGCUGGCCCUUGCUUUGAGGGACUGACACAAAGAGGGGCUUAUUUCUCAGGGAACGGAGCACAUGUUAUAAUCAAUGACUCCUUUGUCGUGGGCUCCAGCUUUGAACUGCUGUUUAACAUGCGUCCACGGAGUCCGACUGGACUCCUGCUACAUGUUGGUGAUUUGACCAGGACACAAAGUGGAGCCACGAUGAGUCACUAUCUCAGUAUCUACCUUCUCAGAGGAGAGGUGGUGGCACAAGUUAACAAUGGAAAUGGGAACUUCAUGGUGUCUGUUAAGCCAAAAGCUUCUUUAUGUGAUGGAAUGUUUCAUAAAGUUUCAGUAAUCAAGAGGAAAAACGUUGUGCAACUGCACGUAGACACGGUGGACAGUUACAAGAUUGGACCACCGUUCCCCACUAUCCCAUCGACCAAAGAACCCCUGUAUGUGGGUGGCAUUCCUGAGACGUUAAAGCAGCAGGUGCUCCCCGUCACGUCGUCCUUCGUCGGAUGCAUCCAGGACAUGAGGAUCAACGACGACUCCGUCUCUUUCGAGAGGCUCCCCGCUGUGUUCGGUCCCAUCAACCUCAAAGAGUGUCCAGGCUGAACACAAGCGUCUCACUGCGUCAUCACUACACAAACCUUGGGACCACAUGAUCCACCGUCAACCAUGUGCAAUCUGUAACCAAGACAGAGAAUGUGUUUGUAUGUAAGAAUGUACAUAUUAUGAGGAGUCUGUGUCUGUGAGUGUGAGUGUGAAUGUGUGUGUGUGUGUGUGUGUGUGUGUGUGUGUAAAAUAGAGAUAUGAGCAGCAGUUUCAUAGUAACUGCCUCUUUAUUCAACAUGUCUGUAUUUAUUUUGUGGCUCCAAAUCAUGAAUGCAUAUCCUCACAGCAGCUUGUUUUACAUUCUGGUGUGUUGGUCCAUUAAUUCUCUGUGGACAAUCAAAUGUUAUUGUAAAUGCUGGUGACAGGUCGAGGCUGCAGAGACAGCAACCCAGCACUUUAAGAAAAAUCAAACAAAUGAUGCCUUUUGUGAUGGUGUUUUAUACAGUCAUGCUUGGUUUUUUGACUCAAUUGUUUAUAUCCUACUUCAAAUCAAAUUUACACAACUCAGAAACAUUUCAGGGAUAGGAUUCUGCAUUUCAACCGGUUCAGUAGGAACACUGUCUUCACACAUUUUGUUCCCAUAUUACUGCUGUUUGGAGCUCAUUUUCAUUCCUUUUGCAAGCAUGACAAUGUGCCGCUGUUUACGUCAGUUACACCAGAAAAAGCAUUUAGUGAAUUUUGUGGAGCGUUUUUGUCUUUAUGUUGAAAAUCAAAUUUACUGCAGCAUAAAUCUGGUCUGUAAUGUUUGGGACCAUUUAUCCCGUAUUAGUGGUGCAUGUUCUCUCACACAAGGACAUUAAUGAAUGUUAAAGUGACAACACAACUGCAAAAGCUACAACACAAAUACAAAAGUGACAACACAACUGCAAGAGCCACAACACAGUCACACAACAGAAACACAAGUACAACAGAAGUGGGCAGCGAUGGAUGUUUGUGACUGACUUGACAAGCUCAGAAAAACAAAAUCUCACUUAGCCGUAGUCACUGUGUGUUUAUGUUAUGUUGCGUGGCUUUUGUAGUUGUGUUGUCGCUUUUGUGUUUUCAGUUAAUGCACUUUGCUGAGUCUAUGGGCCACCAUACAUAUUGCUAUUUUAGAUAUGUAUUUUUAUAUACGUAAAUUCUCCAUCAAGUGUUUACUUACCUGCCUUGUACAUUUACACCAAAAUUUGUGAUAUGAGAAAAAUAAUAUGCAUGAUGAUUGGUAAUACUGUACGUGCAUUCCUUUGU